GGAAGAAAAGUAAGAAAAGAGAUUUACCCAAGCUUAAACAAAGUAAAAGGAGGACUCUCGUCGAUUAAAAGAUGGAUUCUCUAAAGUAAAACAAUCUACGAUCGAAAUCUAGGGUUUGAUCGAUCCAAUCUUCUUUGUUUUUUUUUUCUAUUCGUUUGUUUUGGGUUUCCCUCUUGAAACUAUCAUCAUGAACUGCGAAGUCUGUCAACUCAAAGAACUGAAAGUGGAGCAUUUCGAAAUUCGCGAAGUUUUGCGUUGCAUUUUACAUACUAUUGUGUUUCAUAGAGCAUUAGGUCUACUUCGGCCCAAAGAUGUUGAUUUGGAGCUUUUUGAAAUUACUUACGUGCAAUGUGGGGAUGUGGAACUUGAGAAGAAAAUAGAUGAGAAGAUUGAUCAUUUCGUAAGUUGGGUGGAAAAACAUCCCAAUAAGAAAAGUCAGAUAUGCUUAUCGUUUUAUGAGGUGAAAAGCAAGCAGCCAUCUUGGUUCGCUAACAAAACCGAACGCUUAUAUUGGGAGCAAUGGUAUGUCAAUUUGAAUGUGAUUCAACACCCAAAACGCCAUUCAAGCAAGUCUCAUCAUACCAAAGUGGUCGUUGACCCCAGAGAGAGUGCUAAUGAGGAGAGAAGUUCUCAUAGAGUGAUGGUUGAAGCAUCUCUUCGAGAGGUUCUGUUUCAAAUAAUAAAGUUUGUUAAUGAGAAGAAGGACCAUCUACCGCCUAUAUCUGAGGGUGUCAUCUAUUUUCCAUAUGAAAUUACCAUACCAAGGAAAUUUCAAUGAGGAACAUGUUUAGAAAUGGUGAGUUAAUAUUGUGCUGCCAUGACUCAGUUCAUCAGAUUCUGCAUUCGGAAUGGACAUGAUCAAGAGGAUGCUCCACAGUGGGCAUCCAACCAUGCUCAGCUGAUUACCGGACUAAGCAGCACUCGGGUAAAAACCGUUCCACUACUCGAGAUAUUCUUAAAUGCAUGAAUAGAACUUGUAACAAAGCACAGCGAUGAUCAGAUGAAAGCUAAUGAAGCAGACAGGCAGGGUUAAAGGUAUAAUAGCAAUGUGCAUAAUUCGAAUCUAUCAGCUUGUAAAUAUCAUGCCAUCAUUCACUGUACAAUCCUAUUAC
Hibiscus syriacus is the source of this 1112-nucleotide messenger RNA. Its product is annotated as autophagy-related protein 101-like. Gene Ontology annotation, cellular component: phagophore assembly site. The transcript is spliced from 7 exons. Gene Ontology annotation, biological process: autophagosome assembly; autophagy. Lineage: Eukaryota; Viridiplantae; Streptophyta; Magnoliopsida; Malvales; Malvaceae. The record is from RefSeq and is a predicted model, not a curated record. The coding region runs from base 188 to 778 and encodes 196 amino acids.